GACCUUAUCUUGACUCCAGCGUGAUACCCUCUCUUCGUUUCACAACAGUCCUUACAAGUCCUACCAUGAAUUCGUGACCCCACACUCUUCAGGCACGUUGCCAAUCCCAUCCUUACCUCCCUUCGUCUCCACCCAUAGACCUCCACUCCCAAACCUUAAGAUCUUAUUGCACCCCAAGUCGUCAAAUUGGCUGGGUACAUCAAAUCCCUCGCCCAACACGCCAAGAACGUACCCAAAUACAUUCCUGACGGUCUGCUCAGGACCACUGGCGCUUUCGACUGGAUCAACAGUAAGGGCGUGGCCGGUCGGCUGGACCGAGCCGGUAACAUGGAUUCCACGCCCGAGAAUACGUCUGCGAACAAGAAUGAGAAAGUAGAGAAGUCCUACCUGACUGCAGCGGUGGAAUCCAUUUCGCCAUGGGGAGGUUCCCGGUCUUCGACGCCGAAACCAGCGAGUUCAGCUGCUCCGGGAGAGAGGUCUGGCUUGAAGAAUCAGCAUGGAGGGGAUCAUAGCACGCCGAGGUGGCAUGGAUUGAGUUCGAAGAGAUACCCACCCGAUUGUCCGCCGUUGAAUGCUAGGUGGUUUUAUGCUGUGGAUAUACCCAAAAGGAAACCGAAGCUCCUCAAGAACCACCAAGAAGAUACCAAGCCUGCCCCUCCGCCGAAGAAGUUUGUAACCUUCUCCGACCAUGACUCCCGUGCUGUGGAAACUGCAUACCAGAAGCUCGCAGACGAAUAUGAUGAUCCAAGCAAGGACCUAGGACGGAAGGAUGACGGUGACAUUGGCAGUGGAGCCCAAUCUGCGUCGAGUGCUGGCAAGAAGCCGAACACCAGCAUGAACGAAGCAGGACUAGAUGAGCAAGCUGGAGGAAAGGUCCGAGUGCCGGUCCAUGAGGACUUUCUGUUCGAUGUCGAUAUUGAGGAGCGAGAGCUUUGUCCAGUCUAUUGGUUAGGUCCUAUCUACGAAGUGCGUCGAGGAUCCUGGUUCUUUCAAGAAGGGUCGUCUUUACGACCUUGUGAUGAGAACCUGGCUGCACAAUUGGAGGAAGGAUAUCUGAAAAUCAAGCCAUUUAGAUACCCUAAGCCUCCGGAAAAGACAACCUCGAGGCCAACAUCAAUGAAACCAGGGGAGGCGCCCAGCUCUCUGGCUUUGUCUGGAGCUUUUGGUCGUCAACGUGCUGGAUCUGGAGAAUUGACACCAAAAGCGUCUGUUGAGAACUUAAGAGCUGCCAGUCAGCAGUCUAGUGAGGACUUCAAAGAUGGUCCAGUCCCCAGCCCUCAUCAGCCGCAAACUUAUCGUCUGUUUGGCACAUACAUGAAUUCUGUUGUGACAUAUCAAGAUGCUACUAUAGCCUGGCUCUCUGCUGACAGUAUCAUGUCACGAGUCAGUAGUACUGUAUACCAGAAAUUUGCAGGCGGUGGCUAUCUAGGAGGGGUGAAGCUUGUUAGAGGAUAUUCAGAUUCGAGUAGCAAGCCCAAGGAUGCACCUGCAGACAAGCCGCCAUCGACUCCUACGAGUGCUGCAAUCAAAGGCUCAGACGUUCCUGCUCUACAGCUCGACGAAAGGCAGCAGAAGCUUCUGAAGAGAAGAUCAGCCCCACCAAGCACAAGCAGGCCCGAAGUUGAUGCUCUUCAAAGAUCAGCAAGACAAUUGACUGGAGAAAUAGAUGAAGAGAUGGAAGCGGAAGCUGUAAGGAAACGAGAUGAAAAAGAGAUUCAGAACGAUUACAAUGACCGUGAUGGCGAGGAUCAAGGACGAGAAAUCGAGCAUUUGAUUCUUGUCACUCAUGGUAUUGGACAACGUUUGGGCAUGAGAACCGAAUCCGUCAAUUUCAUACAUGAUGUAAAUGUGCUUCGAAAGACACUGAAAAGCGUGUAUGGAAGCAGUGCAGAUCUUCAAGCCUUGAACUCGGAGAUCGACAAGUUACCCAAGAAUUGUCGCGUACAAGUCUUGCCCGUUUGCUGGAGACAUCUACUUGAUUUUCCGAAGAAGAGUGUCCGACAAAGCCGAAGAGAGCAUGAUAUAGGCGAUGCUUUUGGUGAUGAAGAAGAGUAUCCAAGUUUGGAGGAUAUCACUGUUGAGGGAGUACCGUUUGUACGCUCUCUCAUCACUGAUCUAGCUUUAGACAUUCUUCUAUACCAAAGUGCAUACCGCGAACACAUCAGCACUAUUGUUCUCGAAGAAGCUAAUCGUAUCUUCAAUCUCUUCUGCGAGCGAAAUCCAGAUUUCAAGGGCAAAGUCAGCAUGGUUGGCCACUCUCUUGGAUCUGCAAUUCUGUUCGACAUUCUUUGCCGACAAAAAGAGAAGCCUAAGAUACAUGCUUCACCUGCCCAUCAAAAAUACUACAAACAGCGACAACCGACACCAAGCAAGCAUCAAGUCAAAAGCCUCGAAUUUGAUUUUGAGGUAGAGGACUUUUACUGCCUCGGAUCUCCAAUUGGUCUCUUCCAGAUGCUCAAGGGAAGAAACAUUCUCGCACGCCAUUACAGAGAAGAUGCCCUCCCAGCCGAAUCCCCCAUGGACCCAGACUACAUGCAAGAUCCCUUCCUCGCUGCCUCCUCCUCAAGCUUUGCCUCAGGUGACCACAUUUCAAGCAUCACCGGCCUCCCUCUAACCAUCUCAUCACCUAAAACCGCCCAGCUCUACAACAUAUUCCACCCUUCAGACCCUAUUGCCUACCGUCUCGAACCCCUCAUCUCCCCCGCAAUGUCAACAAUGAAACCCCAAGCCCUCCCCUAUACUAAGAAGACCAUUUCCGCCAGCGUCUCCGGCAUAGGCGCCACCAUCGGCCAAAGCGUCAGUGGCCUCUGGUCCAGUCUGAGCUCCGGAAUAGCAAGCAGUAUCCUAAACCGCAGUCUCGGCCUAACCAGCGACGACGUAGCACGCAUGGAAUCCGCCCCGACCCCCAACCGCCAAUCUUCCCUCUCCGUAGGCGCAGGAACCAACAUAAGUGGUGGUGUCAUCCCGCACGACCCCUCGAUACCCGCCUUGCAACGUGAAAACACCAACGAGAAAAAGAACAAGUUAGCAGAGAAUACCGCGGCUGCUGAUCGUGACGGCAAGAGCAGCGCACCGACACUAAUCGACGACGAGAUCGAGACCCUGUACGCUGGGUUCCAGAAACGGAGGAACAGCGAUGCAGGCGAAGAGAAGGAAUUAGAGUGGGGAGAAGCGGAAGAAAGGGGCAAGAAAUUAAGAAGAGAGGAGGCGAAGGUUAGAGCGCUGAAUGGGAAUGGGAGGGUGGAUUAUGCUAUUCAGGAAUCUGUGUUGGAUUUCAAUCCUAUCAACACAAUUGCAUCCCACCUCUCCUACUGGGCCGACGAAGACGUCUCCCACUUCAUCAUGUCACAGCUCCUAUCCCGCCACCGGGUAACGACCCGCGCACACUCAAAAUCAGAUAGUGGUCCUAUUCCGAAUCUCAGAUCUAAUGGAGGUCCUAAACCGAAACUUAAUUCUUCGUAUACACCACGAUAGGAGCAGAAUAGAUUUGUGAUUGGCGUUUUCUUGCUUUGGGAUCGAGGGCACUUGCAUGGAUGGGUGCGUGGUAUGGAGUUUAUUAGUGAGGAUUGGAAUGAGAUCAAGCGGACGAGCUUUUGUAAAUGUGUUAGAUGAUACUGUAGAUGAGAAUAGACACCACUCGUGAAGUGUGUCAAUACCACUCAUUUCAACC
This is a messenger RNA of Mollisia scopiformis, 3670 nucleotides long. RefSeq lists its product as uncharacterized. Bases 328 to 3474 code for a protein of 1048 amino acids. The transcript is spliced from 7 exons. Gene Ontology annotation, cellular component: cytoplasm. Gene Ontology annotation, molecular function: glycerophospholipase activity; metal ion binding. Lineage: Eukaryota; Fungi; Ascomycota; Leotiomycetes; Helotiales; Mollisiaceae. The record is from RefSeq and is a predicted model, not a curated record.